GGGACUAGCUGGCACCACAGUGAAAUAUCAGCCUCGAAAUGUGACUUUCCGGAAUGAAUAAUUGAGGAAGGGAAGGAGCUUGAGCGUGUAAAACAAAUCCCGAAUGAUCCAAGGAUGUUUCACCCAGAUGCGCGUUGCUUACGUUUGGAUGUGAUUUUGCUUAGUGUGAUGAGUCUGGUUUGGAUGAGUAGUUUUGCCAAAACUUCUUCGGACUUUUCCGGAUACAUGUCAAGGGUUUUGAGGAAUUACACAGAGCAUGCAUGUGACGGAGAAUAUAUCUCACUGCGAUGUCCCCAUAGAACAACAAUCAGUAUCCAGUCUUCAUUUUAUGGUAGGAAGGCACCCAGCCACCAGAUGUGCCCAUCACGCUACGCACAGUCUUUUAAAGACCUUGAAAUGGAAGAUAUGUCCUGUUCAGCUAUCACAUCCUUGCAGAAAAUGUUGGAUGAAUGCCAGGACAGAAGGAGUUGUCAGCUUCUUGUCAAUAGUAGAAUAUUUGGGACAGACCCUUGUCCUGGAACCAGCAAAUACCUCAUGGUAUGGUACAAGUGCCGGCCAAAUGAAUAUAAGAGUAAAGUGGCUUGUGAGGAUGACAAACUACGUCUGAACUGUAAACGGAGUAUGGUGAUAGCCAUCUACUCCGCUAUCUUUGGCCGGUCACAAGAAGGAAACUUGGAAUGUCCUUACUGGAACGUUGGAGUUCCAGCUAUAGACUGCCAGUCAACCUUAGCUUUACAGAUUAUGACGAAACGAUGCCACAGGAAGAGAAGUUGCAGUGUAUAUGCCAGUUCCUAUGAGUUUGGUGAUCCCUGUUAUCCAGGCAUCCGCAAAUUCCUCAAUGUUAUCUAUACUUGCGUGCCUAAGAAAUUGCUGGAUGAAACCAACCCCAAGACAACUCACUAUAAAGGGAUUCAGCAGCUCAAUUUUCCACCAGACCACAAGCCUUAUGAUCGUAACAUUGUAGGAGAUGGUGUCUUUUCCCAAGAUGAGUUUCCUUUUAUAACAGAGACAUCUUUGCCAGAAGAAAAGAAGAAAGGAAGAUCAGCCUUUAAUUACCCGAUGGACACUAAACCCCUACCUUUCCCAGUGGAUGAGAGUGAUAAACAACUUCUGGAAACAAGGGGCAUUCGGACUGAGAUGGCAUUAUUAAGCAACAUUCUGGAAACCUAUUCCUAUGUCAUAGAGAAUCCCGAGAAAACUGCUUUAUAUUUCCUGUCUGGCGUGUGCAUUGGACUGCUACUAACACUGUGCGCUCUGGUAGUGCGGAUAUCCUGUCAGACAGACUUGAAGAAAUCUGUGGUUAAGAGUACAGAUGAGGAGGGCAGUAAUGAUGAUGAUGACAGUGAGGAUGAUAACUCUGACACUACCUCUGAUCUGUCAGCCAGGCGGCACCGCCGCUUUGAGAGAACUUUAAACAUGAAUGUUUUUACCUCAGCAGAGGAACUGGAACGGGCUCAGAGGUUGGAAGAAAGAGAGCGGAUAAUUAGGGAGAUCUGGAUGAACGGUCAGCCAGAUAUUCCUGCCACUAGAAGCUUGAAUCGCUAUUACUAAUAUGCUAUCUAGAUCAGCAGUUGUUGAUAUGGUAAUGAUUCAGAAGACAAUGGUGCUUUCGGUACUCAACAGCUGUGCAAGACUGGAACUAUAUUUGUCCUCAGCUCUGGGUGCAUCUCCCAAACAAUAGCUGGUGUAAAGAAUAUUCAUUUCACUGAACAUUUGGAAGAACUUCUCACAAUGUUCAAGCUAACGUGUUUGACAACUGAAGACCACAUUGUUGCCCAUAUCCACUGAUUCAUCAACAUUGAUUCAAAGAAUUUCUUAUUUAACAGAUAUAUAGAUCUAUUUUCUAGCAGCAAAUCUGGUCUGGGGCCUCAGGGAUAAAAUCCUGUUAUUUCAUUUGUUUAAAUAGAAUGGUGAAUUUUCAUAUCUUGCAGAAUGUUACAAAAGCUUGUGGGUGUGGGGGAGCAAAACAACCUCAAGGAGGCUGGACAGUGAUUUUCAGGAAAUACACAGGAACGUGCCUUUGCCUUUCUAACUUGAUACUGACAAUUGGAAAGUGCUUCAUCAAAAUUUGGUGUUUUGAAGUAACUUUUAUAAAUUGCAAAAAAGAGGAUAUAUGAAUGUAACAUACCAAAGAUGAGUUAAACAAGGUCAAAAUGUGUUCUUCUAUUGGUUGAAUAUUGACAAAAAGAAAUGAAUGGAAAUCCAUUUCUAAACGUUGCUUUUCUUCUUGUAUCCCUUUGCUCAAAUUGUUGGAAACUAUGAAAAGCAGUACAAAAUAACCAAGUCAGUGUGCCCACUUUUCUAGGCAUCUGCUUAGGUUUUUUUUUAAAAUAUAUACCCCAGGUUAUCAUAGUUAUAAGAAUAAUGAAAAAGAAAUCAAAAUGCUAGAAACGGAUGUCUGAUGAACUUUCAACUGCCUUUCUCCUCCUAAUUCAGACAAGCUGCAUGUUUCUAGUAUUUUCUUUCAGUUCUACAAGUCACAUUGACAUUGCAGUUUACUCAGAAUUAAGUACUGUCAACCAUUCCUGCUCAGCUUUGAGAUGCUGGGGAACUGAAGAUACAGGCAGACUGCCGACCAAUCCUCAUAAAGGAAAUCAUUUAUCUAAUAAUUACCAAAAUCUCUUUGACGUUACACUUUUGUGAUGGGUUAGUAAGGUUUGUAUAUUCAUAACCUUAGCCACAAAACCCUGACAAAAUCCUUGAUAUUUUACUGUGUAAAAAUAAGUUGUCAUUUUAAAAAAAACA
Molecule: messenger RNA, 2745 nt
Organism: Pristis pectinata (smalltooth sawfish)
Lineage: Eukaryota; Metazoa; Chordata; Chondrichthyes; Rhinopristiformes; Pristidae
Product: protein eva-1 homolog A-like
Exons: 8
Coding region: 115-1551 (478 amino acids)
Molecular function (GO): carbohydrate binding
Source: RefSeq, a predicted model, not a curated record